UUGGAGUCUCUCGCUCCUUCCUCAUAUUUUGUCGUUUGUAUCCGCGUCAUGAAUUCCUCUGUGCAGAGUGGUAGCUCUGCUACUCUUUCCUUGCUAACCUUCCGCAAUCUGAUUCUUGCAAUGUUGGGAUAUGUCGUCGCUCGUAUCAUAUACCAGAUCGUUUACUACAGAUGGUUUCACCCUUUGUCCAGCUUCCCAGGCCCGUUCUGGGGGAGCGUGACAAGAUCAUGGAUCGCGCAGANUAUCACAACCUCAGGGAAGAUGAGCACACAGUUUGUCUCGAACUCCACAAGAAAUAUGGUAGUCACUCCUACGCUCCUGUUGGUCAGCGAUGCCACAAAGUUGCCCGAGAUCUACCAUCGUCAUGCAGACAAGUCAAAACAUUACAUAACCGGAAGUUUUGGACACGUCGAGAGUCUGUUCAACAUGCAAGACUCGAAGGUACAUGCUCGCUUCAGGAAAGUCGCUGCUGGAUCUUAUAGCUUCUCUAACAUCAAGAAAAUGGAGCCAUUGAUUGAUCUACGCAUCAAUGACUGGAUCAACGAACUCUCGACUCGCUUCGCAAAGACUGGCGAAAAGAUGGAUUUUGCUCCCUGGGCUGUAUACAUGGCAUACGAUGUCAUCUCCGAAGUUGGCUUUGGUGCCCCUUUUGGCUUCAUCAAAUCUGGGUCGGAUGUUGCUGGCUUGAUCAAAGGUCUUCACGAAGGCCUGGUUCCUUUCGGACUUAUGGCUCGCCUGUAUCCUUUUACUGGAUGGAUCAAGCGAACUGCCUUUGGCGACAAGUAUCUUGUCGCUAGACCAGAGCAGGAGUCUGGCAUUGGUACGCUUAUGAGAUUCCGCGAUAAGUUGAUUGAGCAGAGGAGGAAUGAUAUCGAGGCCGGUAACACGAAUGGCAGGAUUGAUCUACUUCAGACCUUCAUCGACGCGCGCGACGAAAAAGGUCAAGCCCUUGAUCCCGAGUACAUCAGAGCCGAGAUCCUGCUCGUCCUGCUCGCAGGCGCAGACACCACAGGCACAGCCUUCCAAGCCCUGAUGAGAGACAUUCUCACCCACCCUUCCGUCUACACAACCCUGAUGAACGAACUCGACACCGCUACUGCAGCCGGCCACCUCUCCGCUAUGCCUCAGUACCACGAAGUCGUCGAACACUGCCCCUUCUACAUCGCCUGCAUCAGAGAAUCCAUGCGCCUUACACCCUCCGCGCCAAACAUUUUCCCUCGCGUGGUGAGCAAAGGAGGCAUGGAUCUCUUUGGUCAACACAUCCCUGAAAACAUGGAAGUGUCCAGUAACCCCUACAUCGUGCACCGCGACCCUGCAAUCUAUGGCCCCGACGCCGACGUUUUCCGUCCCUCUCGCUGGUUUGAAGACGAAGAACAAACCCGUAUCUUCAACAAAUACAAUCUAGGUUUUGGCUAUGGCGCAAGAGGAUGUUUGGGCAAAGAAAUCGCGAAUAUGGAGUUGUAUAAAGCGCCUUUGCAGUUUUUGAGGACGUUCAAGUUUGAGGCGGUGAACAAAGAGCAACCGGCAAGGUAUUGGUACAAGGGUGGGCUUAGCUACUUUACAGACAUGUGGAUGAGGAUUGAGGAGAGAGAUAUUGUGGGAAAGCAGUAG
Molecule: messenger RNA, 1611 nt
Organism: Aureobasidium vineae
Lineage: Eukaryota; Fungi; Ascomycota; Dothideomycetes; Dothideales; Saccotheciaceae
Source: the annotation of a GenBank genome assembly